Messenger RNA from Oryzias latipes (Japanese medaka), 2803 nucleotides. It is a transcript of the gene nr5a5, whose product is annotated as nuclear receptor subfamily 5, group A, member 5. Gene Ontology annotation, cellular component: RNA polymerase II transcription regulator complex. The record is from RefSeq and is a predicted model, not a curated record. Gene Ontology annotation, biological process: regulation of transcription by RNA polymerase II; hormone-mediated signaling pathway; tissue development. NCBI's taxonomy places the organism in Eukaryota, Metazoa, Chordata, Actinopteri, Beloniformes, Adrianichthyidae. Gene Ontology annotation, molecular function: RNA polymerase II cis-regulatory region sequence-specific DNA binding; nuclear receptor activity; zinc ion binding.
AAGUCUAAAUAAUGACUAUAACUGUAUGGAAAUAACUGUGUUUGAAACUAAAGUUGACACAUACAACAUUGCAUUUGCAACCUUUAACUCCUAAAGCAAUCCUUCUGACAAUAGAACAGAAAGAAUUGGUAAAAGAUUAUAUAUAAUUUUCUAGUGUUUUAUCCAGAAACUGGACAGUUUUUGUCCAGAUUUUGGUCUCAGUGACUUUUUUGGUCUGAACAGUUUUGCCGAAAUAAUUUGUCGUGAUUUAUUUUUUAUGAUUGUAACAUCAUUCAGAUUUUUUGAAGGAAAAAAAAAUCACCUAGCAACAACAAAACAGUUGAACUCAAAGUGUAGUAUUAAUCUUUUCAUUGCAGGAGGAUCAAGUUCAAACUCAUGUUCUACUGAUAACAUUUAUUCAAUCUUAUAUAAGAAAAAUGAAAAGUUACAGGAAAUAUUUUCUCAUGUGCAUCUUUUUAUUUAAGUGAAAAAUGACUUUAUCUGCCAUUGCACUAAAAAAAAAUUCACUGAAAACUAAAGAUUAAAGGCGAGGAAAUGUGUGUGAUUGCAAGUGGUUGUACACACUCCACUGUAGGUUCUUAUCUUAUCUCUUAUCAGCUGGGUUCUGGUGUGGUUUAGUAAGUUAUUUCAUUACAGCAAGAUUCCAGCAGGUGGCUAUCUGUCUACCCUGGAUGGGCUGCCUGUCUCUCAGGCUUGCUGACAUACUGACUGGUUAGGAGUGCCAGUCAGGAGAGAUUUUAUGACCCCCACCUUGGAUCGAAGUCCACUUGCAGGCCUCAAACUACCGUCAGUCUUUCUGAGCUGUUGAGCCUGACCACCUGCAGCACUUUCUCCGACUGUCCCGCUGUGUCUGUUAGGACGUCCGACUUCUGUAACAAUGGAGGUUGGGUUAAACUGAUUGUGGAUUUUCUGUCCCACAACUCAAGAUGGACAGACCUGGUUAUGGCUUGGAGCAGCCUCAGCCUCUUUUUCACCAAAUUUGUAAUUACCCAGAGGAUCUUUCAGCUUUGGAGGGAUCUUCAACAUCUCAGGAGCAAAAGACAGAGCAGAACAGCAGGACAGAGCCAGAGGAGAGCUGCCCCGUUUGUGGUGACAAGGUGUCGGGAUACCACUAUGGACUGCUCACCUGUGAGAGCUGCAAGGGCUUCUUCAAACGCUCAGUGCAGAACAACAAGCACUACAUCUGUGCUGAACAACAGAGCUGCCCCAUGAACCUUUCCCAGAGAAAACGCUGCCCUUUCUGCCGCUUCCAGAAGUGUUUGGCUGUUGGUAUGAAGAGAGAAGCUGUGAGACCGGAUCGGAUGAGAGGCGGCAGGAAUAAAUUUGGGCCUAUAUACCGACGGGACAGGCAGAUGAAACGACAAAAGGCAAACACUGCUCCCUUCAGGACUGAGAAGGAAACUACACAGACACACUGCCCCAUAUCUCCAAACGAUCCUCACCUUUCAGGCUGUCGUUCAAUCGAUCCAUCAUCUUCAGAUGGCUUCAGUGUAACCUACAUGUAUCCCAGCAGCACGGGGCAGGGAGGGGAACUCAAGCCUCUGGACUCCUCCGUGAACCACAGAGUGCUCACUCCUCCCUCUCUACCUUAUCCUGGAGCAUACUGCUCCUUAUCUGGAUUCCCGCAGGAAAAAGGAGAGUUUUUUCUCAGUUACAGCUCAGCUUCCUCACAAUACCCAGAGAGUUUGACCCCAAAGACUGCAACCACAUCCAGAAAAUCCCCUGAAUCAUCACCUUGCUCUACACCGAACUCAGCUGCAGCUCCAUCCCAGUUUUUGAGUAAAACACCAACCACUCCUCCAUCUCCUCAUUCUCGUAGCUUCCUGAACCAGCUCAUGGAAGGUGAACAAGAUGAGAGCCUUCUGUGCACCAAAGUUCUGGCCAUUCUGCAGAGAGAACAGGCCAAUCGAGGGAAACACGAUCGUCUAAACACAUUUAGCAUCAUGUGCAAGAUUGCUGACCAGACGCUGUUUGGGCUCGUGGAGUGGGCCAGAAAUACGGACCUCUUCAAGGAGCUGAAGGUGGAGGACCAGAUGGUGCUGCUGCAGAGCUGCUGGAGUGAGCUGCUGGUCCUGGACCACCUCUGCAGACAAGUCACAUAUGGCAAAGAGAGUUGCGUCUAUCUGGUCACAGGUCAACAGAUUGAGGUGUCAACAAUUGUUUCCCAGGCUGGAGUGACACUCAGUAGCUUGGUGUCAAGGGCCCAGGACCUGGUGGCCAAACUUAAGGCACUCCAGUUGGACAAACAGGAGUUUGUCUGUCUCAAAUACCUAGUGCUGUUCAACCCUGAUGUGAAGUCAGUACAGAACCGCAAGCAAGUCGAGCUAACUCAAGAGAAGGUCAACAGGGCCCUGAUGGAGCACACUCAGAGAAAUAACCCAGGACACUCAGACAAAUUCGGCCAGCUGCUUCUCCGUCUGCCCGAGGUACGCAGCAUUAGUUUGCAGGUGGAGGAUUAUUUGUACCAGCGCCACCUAUUAGGAGACUUACCCUGCAACUCCCUGCUGGCAGAGAUGCUGCAUGCCAAACACAGUUAAGAGGCUGGAACUAAGUGACACUGGGGAGGCAGGCGCACAACUGCUGCUGCUCCUUUCCUCUAACGUAUCAAAGGAACAGCUAGCACCAAUGAGAACGUCUGACACCCUCAAAGAGGGACCACCUGUCCCACCUGUCCAUGCUUUGUCAAAGCUUGUGUCAACAGUAUUACUACAAUAAAGAGACCGCUGGGACAUUUGUGACCCAUGUUCUUUAAAGUUGGCUGGAAAAGUGAAAACAAAAUAAUAAAAUUCACUCUUGAAUCCUU